AUGCGAUCCGCUGUCCUGUCGCUUACCAUCGCUGUCAUAUUCGUUGCCGUUGAAUAUGGCCACACUUCAUCGCCAAUGCAAUACCUGGCUAUGGAAGGCGAUACCGUCGAAAUCUGGCUCGGAAAAUUCCCAGUGUACACGAGACAAGUGAACGCCGGAAGGCAGACAUUCCGCAUAUGCACCGCCAAGAACAAGAAGAACAAGAAGUGCGGCUUCUGGCUCAACCCAAAGACCAAGAAGAAGGUGAAGAAUGCUGCGAUUACGAAGAUGAAGAAUGGCGAAUUUCUAGUGUUGAAGAAUGUGACAAUCCGCGAUGACGGCGUCUACACGUCAAAAACCGCCUACCUCCAGCUCGCUGUUAUGCAAAAACCCAAGCCGCCGCCGAUAAACUAA
Caenorhabditis bovis is the source of this 393-nucleotide messenger RNA. The record is from the annotation of a GenBank genome assembly. Lineage: Eukaryota; Metazoa; Nematoda; Chromadorea; Rhabditida; Rhabditidae.